Sycon ciliatum is the source of this 1987-nucleotide messenger RNA. RefSeq lists its product as uncharacterized. The record is from RefSeq and is a predicted model, not a curated record. The transcript is spliced from 6 exons. The coding region runs from base 440 to 982 and encodes 180 amino acids. NCBI's taxonomy places the organism in Eukaryota, Metazoa, Porifera, Calcarea, Leucosolenida, Sycettidae.
GGCUCAGUUUAUUUGAAUGGAUCUGGAGCGAAGCAGUGCAAGAUGCCAUUGCAAAUCGUUGAACGUCAAGGAAUACUGAUUGCCAGCCUUCCUGUCUCUUCUCCUGACCCGACCAGGACUCGUAGAUCUACUCAGCAAAAUACUUGAACAAUGCCACUUACGUGACCAUACUGGUGACUAGCCGCUGCGGUCUUGCGAGCAAUUAUUUUCGUGCAGAGAGGUGUUUGGCGCGCAACGCGGCGGUGUUGUGCUUCUCCAUAGCUACGCCAGCGAUACAUCUAGAUAUCUGUGCGAGCGCCUAGUGCUGAGCGCAAGCUGCUAUCCAGCGCUUGUGCAGGAUCACCUUUCUGGAUUUCCAACUACAUGCCAUGUACAACACGUAGUCCUCCAGUACUGCAGUAGUCUGACAUCCAGUACGUCUCAGUCAGGGAUCACCGCCAUGGCUGCGGGGAGCUGUCCAGCAGCAGUACCAUUGGUGUAUGGAAUCGGAAAAACUGGACCACUCAAUGUUGGAGUAUUGGUGGUUGGACCAGAAUCCUCUCAGCUAGCAUCCUUGUGCACUGCUAUAGAGAAGGAGUCAACGUUUCCCUCUAUCACUGUAAUGCGUAGUCCCCAGCUGCCACUGUCUGCAACAGGGAGAGCGCGCCAGUUUCACUAUGAUGUCGUCGUGCUGGCAGCUGAUGCAACUGACUGUCGAAGCCUGGAUGCGCUCAGACGCUCAAUGUCCUGUCUCGACGUUCACUACCGAUGCGGUAGAUCGUGUGUUACCGUCAUUGGAGCUGAUGUAGGACCAGCCUCGGGAACUUCGGCGCUUGAUCUGUCCCGUGAGAUUGGAUUCCAGGAUAUUCCGGUGUUGUACGGAUCGUGCAAGGAUGGGACGUCUGCAAACUACCUUGCUAACAAAAUCCUGCGCAUGGUAUCCCUAGCAUUGGGGAAAUCAGGCUUGUCGGGUUGGCUGAGCCCCUCGCCAUUCCUGUUGUGAGCUGACAAUGCUGCACUGUAUCAUGGGACAUCCAGGUAUGUGUAUUAGUACACAGCAUGGAGAUCGGUAACUUUGGCAGGUGGAACCUGUCCUGGACCUGAUACGCGUAAGCCGUAGCCGACAACACAAUGGUGGCCCAGCAGCCGGCAUCUGGUAUGUUACUCCCGUUGGCAGGUCUCGAAAGCUGCUCUGACUCAUCACCACGUGCCAGUGCUGACAGUUGGCAACCAGGUACAUGUACAUGUGUGCAAACCUGGGUCAGCUGGCUCGUUCAACAAUGGUAUACAAGGUCUCAGUCCGUGUGCUGGUCCUUCUGUUUCCGGUGCCACCGAUGGCAGCGAAGUGAUUCCUUUUAAAGUUUACCAGCCGAGUGGUUCUGCAUUGUGCUGAUUGGAGACAUGCCAUCAGGUCUGCAAACAAAUUCCACAGUGGUGCCAUCCUUAGUGAUCCAUUGCUUUCAUCUUUCCCAGGCUGUUUGAUGCGACUCUGGUGCACAACCUUGACUCAUGGGUUAAUUAACCGUGCUACUACAUUUUGGUAGUAGCGGCCCAACAAGUGUGUAGUGUUUGGGUAAAAACUAAAAAGUGUACAUCAACGUGGACUUCAUUGCUUUAGUUGCGUUAUGCUACUAUAUGUAGGCCUCUCCACAGAGUCCACAGUCAUGCACUCUGUUUCCAGUUUGCAUCUGUCAUGUAAUUCACACCUUGCAGGCAACACUGGUUUUUGUUUCGAAGAUUCUCUGUUCUAUGCCGUUGGAAUGGAUUGUGUUAUGCUUGAAAUCAUAUUAUAAGUAUCACAUGGUGACGUCUAUACAGAUACUUCAGCAACAGUCAACAUAACAAUCAUAACAGUCAUAUUAUUAUUAUAACAUCCGAAACACAGCUCAACUAUGUUCCCUUCUCCUUCCAUCAUAGCCCAUGUUGUGCUGAGCGUCACAGUGGCUGUAGCCUUUCAACCUGGACAACCAUGGCACGGGUACAGCCCUUUUCGUUUACAAGUUGUAGC